Plectropomus leopardus (leopard coralgrouper) is the source of this 636-nucleotide messenger RNA. The record is from RefSeq and is a predicted model, not a curated record. Lineage: Eukaryota; Metazoa; Chordata; Actinopteri; Perciformes; Serranidae.
AGUGUGUGUGUGUGUGUGUGUGUGUGUGUUUUUAAAUGCUCCGCUGUGGCCUCGUGUGUGUCUGCAGGUAAACGUGCGUCCUGCGAGCCGGACGUCUGUCUGCAGAAGCAGCUCGAGCGCUUUGAGUGGCAGCUGAGGAUUUUAAAGGAGGCCAAUGGGAACCCGGAGAGGGCGGAGCUUCUGAGACGCCACGCCAACGAGGAGGUGUGCGCCCUCGUCCUGAGCAUCCUCGACAAGGUGAAAACAGAGACGACGGCUGAUCUGAACGUCCUGCACGAACAAAAAAGUCAAACAGCGACUGAAGAACACGAGAGGAACGUGGAAGAGCUGCAGAAGAAACACGAACAGGAGAAAACUCAACAGACAGAAAAGUUUCAGGCUGCCGAGAACGUCCUCAAGGGAGAAGUGGAGCAGCUGACGGCAGAUCUGCAGGUUUAUAACGAGCUCAGACAGAGAGUCCAGGACUCCACGUUUAAGAAAGACCUGCAGAGAAAUAUUCAGGCCCACGGCAGCCCAGGUGCAUUCUGGGAGUCUGAGCAGGAGUCUCUGGUGUUUGUGAUUGAGAUGAAGAGCGAGCGCGUGCAGGAUCAGAGCAGGAAGCUGCAGCAGAUGGACGCUCUGGUAGGAAAACCAACA